AUGAAAGUCGACUAUCUACAGAACGUGCCUUCAUCAGACGCAACCAGAAGCUACACCUUCACCAGCAAUGAGGGGAAGCGCUGUGUGGCAUGGAAACGCUACGAUGGGUCUAUGUAUUUCACUGCAGAGCCUGAAGAGUGAGUAUGCCUCAGCAUUACUAUAGGAUGUUCCCAUACUACAGUAUUUUAAGUACACCAUGAAGGAGUAAUCACCUGACCAUGGAUCUGUUUACUGAAAGUUUCAUAGCUAACAUAGCACUUAACUCCUCUUCAAUACCCAGCCCCACAUCAGCAAGGGAGUAACAAUUGUCAAAUCAAUGUUUGAUGGUCAAUCGUCUGUGAACUGAAAAAACGGAACUAACAAAAUGUGCCAGAUUAGGUACUUUGCUCUUCUACGAGUGUGAAAGUGUUUGUCUGUUUGCAAAUGUCUAUGUUCUAUUAUUUGCAUCACUUGUUACUGAAUACAACUCAAGUAGAGAACCUGUGCUUCAUUUUCUCUAUUCUCUUUGAGGCUGGUUGACCCAGUCGUCAAAGCCAUUAAGGGUGGUGCUGUGGGUGCUCUGACGGAGAUGGUGAAGACUGGGAGAAACCUGACGGAGAGGAAUAAAUUGGGGUGGCUACCUCUGCACGAGGCUGCAACCCACGGGAAGAAGGAAUGCCUUGAUAUCUUACUGGAAGGUGAGCCACGAAGUCUUCGGAUUGCGCCAAUCCCCACACCCUAUGAAAUAUCAAUACUAUUUUUGGAAUUCCUGUUGCAUCUGUUUUUAGAACCCUUCAACCAGGCAUUGAAUGUAAAUAAAUUAGCACUAGUGUCGAAAGAGACCUUUUAACUCACAAUACUUACUGCAUUAAUUUCAAAACCACUUCUUGCUGUAUACCUAUGAGGGAUAGGCUAGCGAUAAUGUAUGAAGGUUUAAAGUUUGCAGUGUUUAUCAAGUGCCAUGCCAGGUAUUUGACUUGACACGGUCUGAUUUCAUAAAAUCUCCUCAAUUCUGCAUUGUCUAAAUGUCUAAAUUAGUUUUUCACUAUCAAUGCCAUGUGAUUCUUAAACAACCAACAUUUAAAACUGUCAUUAUGAUCACACUUGCAACUGCUAAUCCUGUCCUGUCAUUGAAUCCAGCCCAUCCUGAGGUGAUUAACAGGCGCACGCUGAAGGACCAGACUCCUCUCUUCCUAGCUGUGGUGGCUGAACAUGUGGCCUGUGUCCAGUGCCUGCUGGAGAAAGGAGCUAACCCCGUCAUCGCCGACAAGGACAGGGAAACCCCUCUAUAUAAAGGUAACAUACCUAUGCACAAAGGAGACCCGCAUGCCAUUCUUUGAGACAAUGGUUGCAAGUUUGGGUAAUGUGAAGUUAUAAAGUCACAUACCCUAAACGUACGGUGUCCAUAUUAGGACAGCCUCAAUCUAGCUCAGUUUGUUUUUUAACAUUCAGAUUUAUAGCCAUAGGAUGAUCGAGCUAUAUUCAACAACACAUGUUCACUGUUUCUCUCCCACUCUCUAACAAUCCAUCCAUAUGUCCCAUUCAAAGCUUGCGAGGGAGAGAAUGUUGAGAUGGUGGCAAUGCUUUUGGGCUUCGGGGCCGGGGUGAACAAGCAUUGUAUUCUGGGCUGGACCGCCCUCCAUGAGGCUGUGAUCCGCAACAACGUGGAGAUAUGUGAGCUUCUGAUGAGGGCAGGGGCCAAGCUCAGUCCAGUCAACAUGUACGGUAUCACUCCCCUGUUCGCUGCAGCCCAGACCGGACAUGUUGAGGUCCUGAACUUCCUCAUCACCAACGGUAACCAGUAUGCUGGCUUGGACGUGGAAGUGAGCUGAUUUGGUCAAGUGCAGAUAAAAGCUUUUGUCAUCAGCUUUAUUAGAUAUGUGACUUCUAUCAUAUUCCAGGUUGAAUUUAUUAUAUAUAUACAGUGGGGGAAAAAAGUAUUUAGUCAGCCACCAAUUGUGCAAGUUCUCCCACUUAAAAAGAUGAGAGAGGCCUGUACUUUUCAUCAUAGGUACACGUCAACUAUGACAGACAAAAUGAGAAAGAAAAUUCCAGAAAAUCACAUUGUAGGAUUUUUAAUGAAUUUAUUUGCAAAUUAUGGUGGAAAAUAACUAUUUGGUCAAUAACAAAAGUUUCUCAAUACUUUGUUAUAUACCCUUUGUUGGCAAUGACACAGGUCAAACGUUUUCUGUAAGUCUUCACAAGGUUUUCACACACUGUUGCUGGUAUUUUGGCCCAUUCCUCCAUGCAGAUCUCCUCUAGAGCAGUGAUGUUUUGGGGCUGUCGCUGGGCAACACGGACUUUCAACUCCCUCCAAAGAUUUUCUAUGGGGUUGAGAUCUGGAGACUGGCUAGGCCACUCCAGGACCUUGAAAUGCUUCUUACGAAGCCACUCCUUCAUUGCCCGGGCGGUGUGUUUGGGAUCAUUGUCAUGCUGAAAGACCCAGCCACGUUUCAUCUUCAAUGCCCUUGCUGAUGGAAGGAGGUUUUCAUUCAAAAUCUCACGAUACAUGGCCCCAUUCAUUCUUUCCUUUACACGGAUCAGUCGUCCUGGUCCCUUUGCAGAAAAACAGCCCCAAAGCAUGAUGUUUCCACCCCCAUGCUUCACAGUAGGUAUGGUGUUCUUUGGAUGCAACUCAGCAUUCUUUGUCCUCCAAACACGACGAGUUGAGUUUUUACCAAAAAGUUAUAUUUGGUUUCAUCUGACCAUAUGACAUUCUCCCAAUCCUCUUCUGGAUCAUCCAAAUGCACUCUAGCAAACUUCAGACGGGCCUGGACAUGUACUGGCUUAAGCAGGGGGACACGUCUGGCACUGCAGGAUUUGAGUCCCUGGCGGCGUAGUGUGUUACUGAUGGUAGGCUUUGUUACUUUGGUCCCAGCUCAAAUCCCAGCUGAGGUUGUGGACAGGUGUCUUUUAUACUGAUAACAAGUUCAAACAGGUGCCAUUAAUACAGGUAACGAGUGGAGGACAGAGGAGCCUCUUAAAGAAGAAGUUACAGGUCUGUGAGAGCCAGAAAUAUUGCUUGUUUGUAGGUGACCAAAUACGUAUUCAUUAAAAAUCCUACAAUGUGAUUUUCUGGAUUUUUUUUUCUCAAUUUGUCUGUCAUAGUUGACGUGUACCUAUGAUGAAAAUUACAGGCCUCUCUCAUCUUUUUAAGUGGGAGAACUUGCACAAUUGGUGGCUGACUAAAUACUUUUUUCCCCACUGUAUAUAUAUAUAUAUUUUUUUUUAUAGUGUUUUUUCUCCCGCAAGACAGUGUGAUUGUGUUAAUUAAACCGAAUGUCAUGCCGCUGAAGUCGUACAUCCUAAAUGCUAAAGAAUGUCCUUAGAAACUGUUUCAUGUAAAAUGUUUAUGUGGGCCCUUUGAUGAUACAGGUGCAGACGUUAACAGCCAGGCGAACGAUGGGGCCACGCCGCUCUAUGAAGCCUGUAAGAACGGACAUGGGGAGAUCGUGGAGGUCCUGCUGUAUCAGAAAGCAGACGCCAACAAACCCACUAAAGCUGGACUUCUGCCCAUUCAUAUUGCCGCCCAACGUGGAUAUGAUGAGUAGGUAUAAAUAUCAUACAUUCUCAUACAAUAACAACAUUUUUAUGACAAUAUGAAUGGAUUUGAUGACAAUGAAAUCUUAAUUCAAAGUAAAGGUUUGCAUUCUCGUCUCCAUUCUCACUUUAUGGUGUUAUGUGUAACGUAACUAAAGUUAGGGAGGAAAGACCACACCUGAAACAUUUACAUCUCCUCCCCUCUCGACAGUCCCGUUUUACCUUCAUUCAUGUUAAGUGUCAUUGUGGACAGUGGUGUAAAGUAGUUAAGUAAAAACAAUUUUAAUUACUACUUUGUUAUUUACAUUUUUGACAACUUUUACUUUUACUCCACCUCAUUCCUAAAGAAAAUAAUGUACUUUUUACGCCAUACAUUUUCUCUGACUCCGAAAAGUACUAGUUACAUUUUUUAUGCUUAGCAGGACAGUAAAAUGGUCCAAUUCACACACUUAUCAAGAGAUUUUCCCAGGCCAUCCCUACUGCCUCUGAUCUGGCAGACUCACUAAACACAAAUGCUUUGUUUGUAAAUUAUGUCUGAGUGUUGGAGUGUGUCCCUGGCUAUCCGUAAAUGAAAAAAAUACAAUAAUUGUGCCGUCAGGUUUGCUUAAUAUAAGGAAUUUGAAAUUAUUUAUACUUUUACUUUUGAUACAUAAGUAUAUUUUAGCAAUUACAUUUACUUUUGAUACUUAAGUAUAUUUAAAAUCAAAAGUUUUUAACUUUUACUCAAGUGAUAUUUUCCUGGGUGACUUUCACUUUUACUUGAGUCUUUAUCUAUUAAGAUUUCUUUACUUACACUCAAGUAUGACAAUUUGGUACUUUUUCCACCACUGAUUGUGGAUAAAAGCGCUGCUGUUGGCACUUUUAUUAUGCAAUUUAUUUAAUUAAGUAUUGUCCAGGGUCACUCUGUGAUGAGUGUGAUGAAAGGAGUCAGGCACAGGAGGGUAAUCACAGAAUACAGAGUUCCUUCGUUGACACAUAAAUGCGCUCAAAUAGCGAUCAACGAAACAGGCACAGGGGAAACUCUCAUCCCUGGCAAAUACACUGUAACGGUAGAAUCCAAUAAUACAUAGGCACAGGGGAAAAUCUACCCUAGCAACAAAAUGUACGAGUAGCUCCACCGAGCUAUACUACUCUCACAACUAACAAUCACCCACAAGGACAAGGGGGCAGAGGGAACACUUAUACACAAACUAAUGAGGGGAUUAGAACCAUGUGUUUGUGAUUAACAAGACAAGACAAAUGUGAUUGGGGCGGCAGUGGUUAGUAAGCCAGUGACGACGAACGCCGAAGCCUGCCCGAACAAGGAGGGGAGGCAGCCUCGGCCGAAGUCGUGACAGUACCCCCCCAUUGACGCGCAGCUCCAGCAGCGCGCCGACCCCGGCCUCGGGGACAGCCAGGAGGACGUGGAGCAGGGCGAGCCAGAUGGCGACGCUGGAAAUCCCGCAACAGGGAGGGAUCGAGGAUAUCCCUCUCCGGGACCCAGCACCGUUCCUCCGGACCGUACCCCUCCCACUCCACGAGGUACUGAAGGCCCCCCACCCGACGCCUCGAAUCCAGGAUGGAGCAGACAGAGUACGCCGGGGCCCCCUCGAUGUCCAGAGGAGGUGGAGGAAUCUCCCGCACCUCAGACUCCUGGAGCGGACCAACUACCACCGGCCUAAGGAGAGACACAUGAAACGAGGGGUUAAUACGGUAAUCAGGGGGAAGUAAUAACCUAUACGUGACCUUGUUGAUUCUCCUCAGGACUUUGAAUGGCACCACAAACCAUGGGCUCAGCUUCCGGCAGGGCAGGCAGAGGGGCAGAUUCUGGGUCGAGAGCCAGACCCGAUCCCCCGGUAUGAAGACCGGGGCCACACUGCGGUGACGGUCAGCGUUGGCCUACGUCUCCUCCGCGCACCGAAACCAGUCAUCCACCGCAGGAGCCUCGGUCUGGCUCUGGUGCCACGGUGCCAGAACCGGUUGGUAAGAUAUCCUGGAUGGAUGGGAGCACGGUCCCAGUGAUGUACUGGGCCGAUUUCACCACCCGCUGGAGGGCCUUGCGGUUGUGGACUGAGCAAUUCCCGUACCAGACCGUGAUGCAAUCGGUCAGGAAGAUCUCGAUGAUGCAGCGGUAGUAUUUGGAGAGGACCCGUGGUGGCAUGCCACAUUUCUUCAGCCACCUUUUGCGUCUUCUUGACAAGAGUGGUGGUGUUGUUGGUCCAUGACAAGCUACAUCCACCUCCACCCAUUUUGCCCACUGCCCGACGACACCACCCUCACGAGGGAUGACGUUCCCUGCCGCCUCCACUGCCUGAUAUUCAUUCCACCACCACCAACUCGGCCGCAGCCCCUGAAUCCUCAGAAUCGGCCACAAAAGACUUCAACCUGGUCUCCACAGCUUACGACCUUGCAUUCGAAGCAGCCUUCACAUUCACAAAGGGAAAAUCUUCCUUCCAAUCUCCUGGGCAUGGCUGCUGCCACCACCAAGGCUUCAGCCUUCCCUCCCUCUCUCCAUCCCCUGCCUAUCCCAGCUCUGGCUCAGGGAUGGAUGCUCUCUCUGCCCCUACAGACAUUGUUUUCCAUAUCCAAACAAUGCUACACAAAAAACAUUCUUCCUCAGUAAUUCUUCUAACUACAAGAUCCGAGCUCAAGAUUACGCCAUAAUUUUUACCACCAAAUGCUGUAAGAGGACUGCUCUUCCUCUUUCUGCGUCACCUCUAUUCCCAUCUCAGCUCAGACAUUUACCAUCCAUAUCAUCUACCCCCGACCUCUGGACACUCAGGCCAUCAGAACUACUAUCUAUCCAUUCAAACCAUCAAGCCCUCUGACACGUUCAUGCCGCUCUGUUCUCGGACGUCUCGGGAGUCCUGACCCUUCCUCUUUGGGGAUUAACUCUGGGCCGAGAGGCAGAGACCACCAGGACUUCCACCCCAACACUUUCUUCAUCUCCCCCUCCCGAUCCUUUGAUGACCAAGCAACCAACAUCCUGAACCUGAAUUAUCAAUCUCCUUCAACCAUCAUGAACCAUCAAUCUCCUUCAACCAUCCUGUAUCAUCAAGCUCCAUCAACCAUCCUGAAUCAUCAAGCUCCUUCAACCAUCAUGAACCAUCAAGCUCCUUCAACCAUCCUGAACCAUCAAGCUCCAUCAACCAUCCUGAACCAUCAAGAUCCUUCAACAAUCCUGAACUUUCAAGAUCCUUCCACCAUCCCGAUCUAUCAAGAUCCUUCAACCAUCCUGAACCAUCAAGCUUCUUCAACCAUCCCAAACUGUCACGCUCCUUCAGUCAUCCAGAGUCGUCCUCUCAAUAAUGCGACACCACCUCUCACGAUGCCUACCAAGAAGCUUUAAUUCUACAACCACCUAACAAUCAUCCAACCUCAUUCCAAGCUCGAGCUCAUGCCUGCAUGACGUCAUUCUGCAUUCAUACCUUGUAACCUUUUCCUGCAUUAAAAUAUCUCAAAUAUAUUUAUGUUGAUGAUGUGGUCUGUACCUACAGUAGUGAACCAAAAGUUAUUGUUAGACAAAGCAGAAUGUGCUGUAGACCUUCACCUAACCACACUAGGAUUCUUUGGACCUCUUCCCUAAUCUCCUAUCCCGUCGACUAUUCCCUAUGCUUUCUCUAUCCAGGAUUGUGUCCAGACUGAUCCAAGUCACCAGCAAGUCCAGAGUGCGACUCAGUGGCAUCAGUCCCCUCCACCUGGCCGCCGAACACAACAAAGACAACACCCUGGAGGUUCUGAUCGAGGCAGACUUCGACGUCAAUGCCAAGCUGUCCACCGACCGCUCUUCCAUAUACCAGGAUCGACGAACCACUGCACUCUAUUUCGCAGUCACCAACAGCAACGUUGAUGCUGCCGCCAUGCUUCUUAAGGCUGGCGCCAACCCCAACCUGGACAUCUUCAACCCGCUACUGGUGGCCGUUAGGCAGGGUUGUGUCCAGAUGAUGUGCUUACUGGUGGAGCACAGGGCAGACGUCAAUGUUAAAAUCCCAACUCACCCCACCUCGUUCCCGGCAAGUGUCAUGUUCUGUAUGAAGUAUCUGUCUCUGCUCAAGUACCUCAUGGACAACGGCUGUGACGCCCUAUCCUGUUUCAAGUGUGAGCAUGGCACCAAACCACACCCACCGAUGAGGAAUGUAUACAAGGAUGACCUGGGUCUCUGCCACGAGGAGCCCGGUGUGCAGGUAGGUGGGAUUAGCAGAAAGAUUAUGGUUAUUUUUUGGUCUGCGAGAAAAUAUGUUUGGGCAAGUGUUUUUGUGGCAAGAGUCAGAACAGGAAAUUACGUGCUAAGUGGUUGGUUGGGGGUGGUCGAUGUGGGAAUGUCAAUAGUUUGAAUCCAGGCACAUUUGGUUUUUUACUGUUUUUGUUUUCUAACCCUUACCUUAACCACUCACUCGCACGCUAAAGUAUAACCUUCCCCUAACCACUCACCAGCAUGCCUCAACUUAACCUGUUGCCCUUGCAUGUAAAUAUCUGUCGUUUUGGGAUUCAGAGAUUAUGAGCGAUUCUCAGGCUCUUAUAAUUCUGCGUUUGUUGUGAGAUCAAGUUGGCCACUGGUUUAUUUAAAUUUGGUGGUAACAGUAACCACUGCACUGGCCCCCCAAAACCAGAGACUAGGGAGCAGUUUUACCACAGAAUUAAAAUAACUCAAUUGCCGUUAGAUUUGCGACAUCUUGUGGCUUUAUGGUUCUAAAUGCAUUAUGUAUAGCAUUACGUGAUUCCUUUUUCUACUCUACUGUCAGUUCUGUGACAUUAUCUCCAGUCCCUCAAUACGUCAUUGGGCAGGACCCAUCAUAGAUGCACUUCUAGACUACGUGGGUAAUGUACAGCUGUGCUCCAGACUCACUGAACAUCUGGACAGCUACGAGGACUGGGCCUGUAUCAAGGAGAAAUCGAGUGAGUACCUUUUUCAUCAGGGUCCAACUCUGUAUAAACAGGUUAGAUAUAUUUACACAAGUUUGCAACAACCUUCAAAUGUGUCAAAAAGGACAUUUAAGGGUGACAUUUUCCUAAAGUUCCCCCUCGCGGAAAUUGUUUAAGCAAAGUUACAACAUAAAUCGCGCUGCAGAUUAUAAUUUCACUUAGCUCACAGCGCAGGUGGCUUUGCAACAGGACAAUGUUGCCCUAAGACAUUUCCUAGUGAGUACAGGAUUUUCCGUCUUCCAUUUGCUUUUAUAACACUGUACCUAAACAUUUUCUUAUGGAGAACCUAUAGUUGUGCAUGCCAAUCCUUUAUUCAACAGUGCCCCCACGGAGCCUUAUGCAGUUGUGCAGGCUGAAGAUCCGACAACAGGUGGGAGUCCACAGACUGAGGCAGAUCAGCACCUUACCCCUAGCAGGAAGACUUGUCAACUUCCUAAACCAUGAGGAGUGA
Coregonus sp. 'balchen' is the source of this 8872-nucleotide messenger RNA. Lineage: Eukaryota; Metazoa; Chordata; Actinopteri; Salmoniformes; Salmonidae. The record is from the annotation of a GenBank genome assembly.